This is a messenger RNA of Columba livia (rock pigeon), 6977 nucleotides long. RefSeq names its product centrosomal protein 164 (gene CEP164). Gene Ontology annotation, biological process: cilium assembly. Gene Ontology annotation, cellular component: centriole; centrosome; ciliary transition fiber. The record is from RefSeq and is a predicted model, not a curated record. The transcript is spliced from 33 exons. Lineage: Eukaryota; Metazoa; Chordata; Aves; Columbiformes; Columbidae. The coding region runs from base 230 to 5461 and encodes 1743 amino acids. Gene Ontology annotation, molecular function: protein binding.
GGGCGGGGAGGCUGCGGGGAGCUGCGCCGUCCCGUCCUCCUUUCUCCCUCCCGGAGCCGUUAGUGCCGGCGGGAGCAGCCGCCGCGGGGCCGGGGGCGGUGCGGGCGCUGCAGGCUGCGUGUUUGUCGUGCCCGUGCAGGCGCGACACGGGUGAAAAGGGCUUUUUUAACAUGUUAUGUCCUGUUAACGAAGACUCUGUCUCGCCCUCGUAAGCCCGGCGCGGGGAGCCAUGGCGGGAGCGAUGACGCGCAUCGGCGACCAGCUCAUCCUAGAAGAAAACUACGAUGAGAUGUAUGUUCCCAGCGAGCAAGAAGUCCAGGACUAUGCACGGGAGAUCGGGAUUGACCCUGAGAAGGAGCCGGAGCUGAUGUGGCUGGCCAGGGAGGGCAUCGUGGCCCCGUUGCCCCCCGAGUGGAAGCCCUGCCAGCAUGUCACUGGUGACAUCUACUACUUCAACUUCGCCAACGGCGAGUCCAUGUGGGACCACCCCUGUGAUGACCACUACAAAAAGCUCGUCGUUCAGGAGCGGGAGAAGCUGCUGGCGUCUGGCAGCUUGAAGAAGAAGAAAGACAAGAAAAAGAAGAAAGACAAGAAAGAGAAGAAGGACAAGAAGGAGAAGCGACCCACCGAGAGUCCCCAGCCCGACCCCGAUAGCCAGGGUGGAGAGGAAGGCCAGGGGACACCAGCAGACGUCGGUGAUUCGGGGAGACUGUUUGCAGGCACGUGGCCCAACGAACCACCUCCUCUGCUUGUCCCAAAGUUCAGCAGAGCGCGCCAUCAGACCUUGCCUGAUGCGGAGGAACCUUCAGAAGAAGGCCUCUCUCCUAGCGGCUCGGACGUAGACAUGCAGCGGCACCCAGAGACACCUUUAGAAGUGCAAGGAGACCUCUGUCUCGAGUCCUCUGACUUGGAGUCUGAUUUGGAGGUUAGACAACCAGUGCAACCUCUCUGUGUGUCAAAGAAAACGUGUUCACAAGGCUCUAAGAAUGUCAAAACUCUGCUAGAGGUCCUUGAAGACCAAGUCCCACUCUCUGAGGAUGAAGAGCUGAAUGCAAAGUGGAAUGUGGAAGACAUGAUGGGUGAGUGUGUCCGUAAUGCUGAUCAUCACUUCUCAGCCAGAGAGAGCGCCACAGGACCAGAUGAAGACGCAGAAAGAAGAGCAGACACAUUGCGAGCCAGAGGGAAAGCAAGCCUUUACUGCAGGAACAAUGAAAUGGCUCUUUCUGAUGCCAUUUCUGAUCUCACAGAUGACUGGAGUUUGCAGGACAUGGCCGAUGGUCCACAUGCCCAGGAAGAGCUGAGAGCCCUUGGCAAAGUAUCUGGGAACAGCAAUGAGACACGAGUGCGGGAUGAGACUUUGGGUCAAGCCAUCGGUGUGUACGGCCGAGGUGAGAUCCCUGGCAGAGUGGAGAGAAAGGACCUGAAGCUGGUGGCAGUAGGAGCAGAUGCAGGAGGAGACGCUCGCGAUGUUGUGCUGGAGACCUGCUCUGCAGCCCCUCCAGAGACCACAGACACGCUGCCCCGCUGCCAAGGUGCUGCUGAAGGAGCAGGUGGGACUGAGCCCUCAGGCUCGCUGCCAUCGCCCGUCCUGGCGCCCCUGGGCACCGUGGGGACCCUGGCUCCGCUGCGCGGGCUGCCGGCCCCGGCCAGCGUCCUGCGGCCACCGGGCUGGGAGCCGGGCAGCCCGCGGGGCUGCGGAGCGGCCGCAGGGACACAGCCAGCGCAGACCUGUGAGCCCCCCACCCGCAGCAAGGGGCUGCCGGGCUUCCCCGGGCACGGCUCCGCAGACACCGCGGCCGCGGAGCGAGCGAGGAAGGAAGAGGACAGCGACGAUGAGAGCCUCCACGGGACAGCGAGACUGCUGAAAAACCUGCACGUGGACAUCAGCGCCCUGGGCGGCAGCUUUGACUCGGAGCAGGAGAAGGGCCGAGCGGAGGAGGGGAGCCGCGGCACGCGGUCGGCCGAGGCGGCCGCAGCCCCAGCCCAGCAGCACAGGGGUCCCGCGGAGGAGCCGGCCAGCCUGGCAGAGAGGGAGUCUUUAAAGUCAAGAUACGCUGAAGAGGGGCGAGAUUCUUCCUUGGAUUCUGCUGCCGCGUGCCCUCCGAGUCCCGGUGCCGUCCUUCCCGGCGAUGCUGGCAGCGGCCUGUCCGGCGCGGACGAGGAGGCCGAUGGGGAGCUGCCGGGGGGCCUGGAGGAGGAAGGUGACGUCUCUGCAGCCGCCGAGGUGCCGCGGUCUCUGGGCGAACACGGUGCGGCAGGGACGGACGUGCCCGGCGCUCCUGGGCUCCCUGCGCUGGCGUCUCCAGCGGCUGCGGCGGAUGGGCUGGCGAGCCCGGCUGCUGCCGCCCGCACCGCGUCCCGGGGAGAAGAGACGGCGCACGAGACGAGGGGAGAGGCGGCAGCUGAUGUGCAAACAGGCAGCAGGCGGGAUGCUGGCCAACUUUCCAGGGCAUCCGAGACCAGUGCCUGUGAGGAGGACUUGCCAGUCUCCAGCCGCUCGGACCGCGAGCCCAUUCGGCCCCUGGUCCUGGGCUUCCAGCGUCGGCUUUCUGAGCAGGUUCUGGGUGUGGAGGUCCUGUCUCCUGCCUUGGACAGCCCCACGUGCAAGGCCCAGGAGCUGGGAGAAGAGGAAAAAGAGCAGAGCAAGGCCAGUAUAGAGGAGGAGCAAAGCAAAAGAACCAAAGCGGCUGAGAGUGAGGGGGACCCAAGUGCCUGUGAAACACCACAAGAGAAGCGUUUUGCUUUGGAGGAUCCCGCUGGGGAGGUGGCGGUGGCCCCGGCGCUGGAGAAGGGGUGUCUGGACAGCCCGGUUCAUCGAGCAGAGCGUGACAUCCCACACAAAGCGCAACCUGAGAGGGAAAUCGAACGUGAGCAGUUCUUGAACCAGCCUAAUGAGGAAUCCCUGGAGGCAAUAGCCAAGGAGCUGGAGACAGAGCUUGAGCAAGAGAAAAUGCAUUUAUUGCAAGCAAAGAAGGAGAAGAUUCAGCAGUUCCAGGAGGAGAUGAGGCAGCAGGAGCACGAGGAAGCUCAGAAGCUUCAUCAGCAGAAAGAAGAAUCCCUCAGGGCUCUGCAGGAAGACCUGGCCAAGGUUUCCAAGGAGGAAGAGUCACGUAUCAGAAAGGAAGAAGCUGAGAGGCUCUCGAAGCUGCGAGCCCAAAUCAUCUCGGAGACUGAGGCAGAAAAGGAGAAGAUGAGGGCAGAGCAAGAGGCCGCACUGCAGAAACUGCGAGAAGAGUGGGAGUCCCAGCAGGCGAAGGAGAGGGAGAACCUGGAGAGGAAGCAGCAGCUUGCGCUGGAGAAGAUGAAGCUGGAGACGAAGGAGGCUCAGCAGAAAGAGAUGACCGAGCUGGAACAAGAGAAGGACCAGUUCCUGCGUGAGCUCAGGGAGAGGUUAGACAGGGACAAGAAGAAGGCAGUGGAAGAGCUGGAGAAACAGUUUGCGACUGAACUCCAACAGCUGAAAUCUGCAGCGGAAGAGAAGCACCAGAAGGUCAUUUCCAGCCUGCAAGCCCAGAUAGCAGAGGCACAGCGGAGCGAGGAGGCUCAGCUGCGCGACAGCUUGCAGAGAGCGGAGCAGAAAGUGCAGCAGAAAGCCUUCCAAGUGCUGGAAUACGAACGCGAGCUCAGCGAGCUGAUGAGAGAGAAGCGGCAGGAAGUGGAAAAAGACCAUGAGAGGAAGAUGGAGAGGAUGAAAGAGGAGCAGCAGGAGGCCCUGGCGCGGCUCCGGGAUCAGUGUGAGGAGGAGGAGAGAAAGCAGAGAGCGGAGCUGCUGGAAGGCCUGCGGAGCGAGAAGCGGCGGCUGCAGCAGGUGCACGAGGCGGAGGUGAAGGCGGCGCGGGCGGAGCUGGAGGGGCGGCUGGCGGCACUGCAGGGCCGGCACAGGGAGAAGGAAAGACAACUCCAGGAUUCAGAAAAUGAGCUUGAAAUGCGCAUGAAGAACGUCAAGGCCAGGUCGGCGCAGCUCCUCAGCCAGGAGGAGUCGCUGAGAAAGAAGCGGCAGCAGCUGCUGGAUGAGGACAGACAGACCGAGCUGGAGAGAGACGAAGCGGCUUUAGCCUCCCGGCUGCGCCUGGAGGAGAGCAGGAAGGAGCACGCCGGCCUCCUCGCGUCCCUGCGGCAGCUGCGGCGCUCUCUGGAGGAGCUGCAGGACCAGAAAGCCGAGCUGGAGGCCCAGGUCGAGUUGUUACAGACCCGAAGCCAGAGGCUGCAGAAACGCGUCAGCGAGCUGGAGGCAGCCGUCAGGAGCAAACAGGAGGCUCUGAAGGAGCUGGAGGCAGAGGAAAGCGUGGACUGUCCGAGAAGGAAAGCUGAGCUCCACGUGGAGGAUCUGAGAGAAACUCCUCAAGCUCAGUCACCCAGAGAGCCUGCUUCCCCGCCCUCUCACAGCCACGAGGACAGUGACCUCCAGUUUGACCACAUCAGGAGCUUCAUAUCUGCCGAGGGGAUCUCCAUCAGGAACGCCAAGGAGUUCCUGGUGCGCCAGACGCGCUCCAUGCGCCGGAGGCACACGGCCCUGCGCGCGGCGCGGCAGCGCUGGCAGCGGGAGCUGCGGGAUGCGCAGGAGGCGGCACGGGAUCCCCGCAGCUCCCAGCUGCUGGAGGGCGUGCGCAGGAACCUGGAGGAGGAAGCCAAGCAGUUGGACAAGAUGAAGUCGGCCAUGCGGAAGGGACAGGUGCUGCUGAAGAAGAAGGAGGAGAAGCUGAGCCAGCUGGAGUCCUCGCUGCUGGAGGAGCUUUCAGACGAAGACACACUGAAGAGCACUGCGUGGAAGAAAGCGGUGACUUUUGAUCUUAGCAGCUCCGAGGACACAAACAGCUCAUCCAGUGUAAAUCGACAUCAACCUAAAAUUGACUUGAGAAGCUCCUUGCAGCCUGUGCCCCAGCCAGACAAGAUCCAGUACCUGUCAGACUCUCUGCGGCGCAUCACUGGUGAACUGAACGGUGUCCUCGGCCUCUUGGACUCCCUGAGCACCGGGCAGCCUCCGCUCGUCCCCGCCGUGCCCUGCAGCAGUGUCCCUCUCUCCACGUACGUGUCCCUGGGCGGGCUGCGGGCCGGGGACUCCCCGCUGCCCCCGUGGGCCCAGGGCGCUGUGCCGGGCUCUGCUCACACCUUGGCAGCCAGGCAGUCGGUGGACAGCGUGCUGGCAGAGAAAUGGCACAAGUAUUUCCCAGAUGGAUUCCCGUGGCACAGUGGAAGUUCCAAGCCUCUGGAGAACAAGCUGGGAUACGUACCUGCAGGUGAGCAGAUACGGCUGUUCCAGCACUCCCAGCUCCAGAGCCGUGAGCCAGACAAGAUGAGUAUCAAAGGAAUGAUUGAGACCAACAAGAAAUGGCUUGAAGACCUCAAGAAGGAUGCCACAGUACCGCUCUUCCCGGGCACACAGAAGGCCCCUGCCAGCAACCCCAACCUCCUUCAGCUCGGACUGGAUGAAAGCAGACAAAUUAAAGUGUAUCAUUACUGAAAGGUGGGACUUGACUCUGGAGAGAUGGUUGCAGAGGCCUGUGCAGGGUUUCAGCCAUCUCUGCUGUGUCUUUGUGCUGUGCCCUUGAGAUAAAGUCUCUCUACAAGAGAGCAGAGGAAGGAGGAAUUGAACUUCCCAGGUGGAUUUUUCUAAUCCUGUAAGGUGUCCAAAUAUACUUUAUAGACUGUUUAAUCCAGUGGUGAAAUAUCAGGGCUUCCUUAAAUCAACAGUUCUCUCGUUAGUAUUCCGGCAGUCGCGAGCCAGAGCUGUGGAUCGUGGAGUGCGUUGAGUCGGGGGACGUGAAUCCAGCCGAGACGCUGCUGGAGGAAACGUGUCAGUUGGGCCCCCGCGGUGCCCAGCACGUGCUCCAUUGCAGGUGGGCCCGUCGCGUGUGGGCUGGGAGAAGGAACAGCGGGCGGCCGCGCAGUCUGGGACAGAGCGGGGAACGGCAGCUUCUGACUCCUGGGAAAUGCUCCUCGUUUUUGGGGCAGAAAUAACAGCAGCUAAGCCAGGGGUGGCUUUUCAUGGCGGAUCUUUUGGAAAAGCACUCGCUGCUUCCUUGUGCCGCUGUGGCCAGGGCUGAGCUCCUCCCGCGCUGCAAAUGUGCCGAUGGCGCUGCGGGGAGAGCUGGUGCAGGCGCCGUUCAGGAGCGCAGCCUGGUGUGAACGUGCAGCUGCAUCCCGCGCUGCCCUGGGAGCGCUGCCCUCCGCUCCGCACCUGGGCUCGGCUUUCCUAGUGCUGAGCGGGGAACGUGGUAUGUGGUUGUCGCUGUCGGUGCUUCCUCCAAGCUGACUUUAAAUAUUUUACACUCUAAAGAAAUGCUGAGCCACUUGCCACUUUGUCUGAUGAAGAAGUCUGCGUUUUCAGGGAUCCCAUCUGUGGGAAAUGGCCUCUGAAGCUGUUCUCCUCCGAAAUGGCUGGUGCAGGGGAUGAUGGAGCUGCUGCUCCGCGCCGCUCGAGCUGUCUGCGCUCCUUGUGCGGCAGUGUGAAGCAGAACCCCCGCUUUGCUUCCCGGGUGUUGUGCGCUGGCUGGGGAGUGUUUACAUGCAAAUAGAAAUCUAUUUUUGAUGAACACCGUUUAAAAACUCUUAACAAAUCUAUUUUUUUGCUGAUUUUCUUAGGAUUUUUUAAUUACUCGGUCAGCCUUUGGCCGAGGAGGGCUCAGUCCUCUGGUCGGGUCUCUGUUCUCCCACUGUGCACUUGCUGAUGAAGCGCAGGUUCUGAGAACGUCCCGCUGGUGUCCUUGCUGAGGAAACCCCGUCCUGCUGGCUGGGUGAUUUAGGAGGGACCCCGCAGGCCCGGCUUUGUGUAGGCGGGAGGCUGUCAGCCUGGGCCAUGCUGUGAGUCCAGCCCGUGUGUUCAGAGAAGCGCGUAUUCGUAGUGUGGAGAAAUGCCUGCCUCCUUAGCAAUAACUUGGUUUGGAACACAUUCAUUUUUCCUGUAAAAACCUCUGUUAGCGACUGUAUCUGGUUUUUGUACAGCAAUUAAAUCAACACGAGUCUGUUUUGUAUGAUGA